UCUACCCAAGCAAGAUCAAGGUCACCUGGCUCAAGAACGGGCAGGAGCAGACCGCUAGAGUUGUGUCCACCGCGGUGAUCCAGAAUGGAGACUGGACCUAUCAGACCCUGGUCAUGUUGGAGGUGAUUCCCCAGAGCAGAGACGUCUACACCUGCAGUGUGGAGCAUGCCAGCCUCCGGAGCCCCAUCGCUGUGGAAUGGAGGGCGCAGUCUGGAUCUGCGCAGAGCAAACUUGUGAGUGGAGUUGGAGGCUUUGUCCUGGGGCUGAUCUUCCUCAGUGUAGGACUGAUCCUCCAUCUGAAGAACCAGAAAGGACAUGCUGGGCCUCAGCCUGCAGGUCUGCUGAGGUGAACAUUGGGAUUGUCCUUCAAAGAGAGGAUCUCCUUUCCCUGCUUUCCUACAUAGAGUCCCCAUCACCCAGGCCAGGGGUGAAGCUGAGUGAUUAUCCUCCAACCAACUUUCUAUUGGACCUGGACGUUGUUUGCCAUCCUCCUUCUUUCCAAAAACCCUGGAGCUUCUGCCUUCUGUUCUGAAUGUUUUCUCUGUUCUUGCCUGAGGGAAAAGGAAGUCUGCUCCUGCUCUCCCCACACAGACUCACUGUUAGUUUCACUGCUCCCCUUUUUGCAUUAACAACAUAGUUGUUUUUUUCCUCCGGAGUCUUCCAUAAUAAAGAAACAUGCCAUCAGUAUCCUU
Molecule: messenger RNA, 692 nt
Organism: Gracilinanus agilis (Agile Gracile Mouse Opossum)
Lineage: Eukaryota; Metazoa; Chordata; Mammalia; Didelphimorphia; Didelphidae
Product: DLA class II histocompatibility antigen, DR-1 beta chain-like
Exons: 4
Coding region: 114-350 (78 amino acids)
Biological process (GO): positive regulation of T cell activation; antigen processing and presentation of exogenous peptide antigen via MHC class II; immunoglobulin production involved in immunoglobulin-mediated immune response
Cellular component (GO): MHC class II protein complex
Molecular function (GO): MHC class II protein complex binding
Source: RefSeq, a predicted model, not a curated record